AUGAUUAUAAAUUCAAAUAUUAAAACACUGUUGGAAGAAAGAUCAAAAAAGAUAACAUCAUCGAUAGAGUUUGGCUUGUUGAUUGGACAGCAAAGUAAUAUUAACGAUGAAGCUUAUGUUUUAGGUUUCUUCCCCUCACCACCACAACUAUCAGAAUAUAGCGAUACAAAUACUGAAAAAAAGCAAGAACAACAAGAAAAAAUAACAACAAAUGAUUUAAAAAAGCUAAUUGAUAAAGAAUGGAUUUUGGAAUUUUGCUUUCAGGUUUAUAGAAUGUUAUAUGGAGGAAUUUCAAUAGUUGGAUUUUAUAUUAUAACGCCAGAUAACGAAAUAUUAAAUGACGAUGAUGAGUUUUUUAUAAAGCUUUUGAAAUUUUUGGAUGCAAAUAUGACCGAACCAAUAAAAUCUAUACAGUUUAUUUCAUACUCACUCAAAACAAAUUUAAUUAAUGGUAAAUUAACAAACUCUUCAUUAAAUUAUAGAUUAAAAUCCACAGAAAUUAAAAUAAUCAAUAGUCUAGAAAAUGAAUUUUUAAAAUUUAGUUGUAAUUUCCCUAUUGAUAUUGUGCUACAUUCAAAAAAAAAAAUUGAGGAUAUCAACGUUGUAGAUUUGAAGAAACAGGUUAAAGAGACAUUUAAUAAUCUGUUUAAAGACUCAUUGUUUUUAAUAGACAAUGAAGUCGUAAAGGAAAAUAUAAUAUCAUCAACAUUAAAAAAUAGCAAUAAUAAUAACUUCUCAAUAGAUAUUUUAAUAAAGCAAUUAGACAGUAAUUUUACAAUAGAAAGCUCCAAUACACCAUUUCAUUUUCAAUUUAAUUCCAAUACCAAUUGUAUAGCAUUUGCACAUAAAUCAGAACAGGUUUCGACUAUUUAUCAAUAUAUUAAACAGGAUAUUAUUAAAUCUUUUGAAUCCAGAUUGGAUAUUAUCAAUGAUGAACUUUUAAAUAAUCCAUCAGUUGUUUCAAAUCAAUCAAAUAGUAUCUUAACAAUAUCAAAUGACUUACCUAUUCUACUACCAAGAAGGGUAAAUAUUCAAUGGAUCGGAAAUUCAAUUACAAUUUGCGACUAUCUUUCAAAUCAUGAUGAAAUUAACGAUUGCAUUGAAAGAUUAUCAGAUUUAUUACAAUUCGAUUCACCUUCUUCAAAAAUUAUCUCAUAUGAAAAGCUUAAUUCAGUAUCACCUUUAAAUGGAAAUAAUACAAAUAAUAAUGGCAUAGAUAAUAAUAAUAAAUUAAAGUUAGAUAAUAAUAACAACAUUAAAAACAAUACAGUUAUAAAUAGACACUCAAAUUCACAAUCAUCCAAUGUAUCAUCUACUCUAUCCCCAAUUUCAAAUACAGUCCCCAAAAAAAAUAUUUUCAAAGAUAAUAAUAAUUUUUAUUUAAUAAUAUUAUUAGUUUCAAUUAUAGUAUUAUUAAUAGGAUAUUUUUUUAAAUAA
Messenger RNA from Dictyostelium purpureum, 1437 nucleotides. RefSeq lists its product as uncharacterized. Gene Ontology annotation, biological process: intracellular protein localization. The record is from RefSeq and is a predicted model, not a curated record. The coding region runs from base 1 to 1437 and encodes 478 amino acids. Lineage: Eukaryota; Evosea; Eumycetozoa; Dictyosteliales; Dictyosteliaceae. Gene Ontology annotation, cellular component: endomembrane system. The transcript is spliced from 4 exons.